UCAAGUCAGUAUUGCUCUUGUGAUUUUGUGCACAGGACAGCGGAGAGCCCGGAAAAGAACGUCACGGAUAUUGUGGCCAGCGAAAACGAAAAAUAAUCGCAACCCAAAAACAAAGAAAAAAACAAAACCUCUAUACAUCCCAAAUCAAAAAUCUCUAAAGUGUGUAGUGUAAUAGAUGUGAAGGCAAAGAAAAAGCCAAACAAAGAAACAAAUUAGCAAACACUUUGUGUUUUGUGUUUUGUAUGUUGUUAUGAAAAUAAAAACAUCAGUGUACGCAUACACCUUUGGGGCCAUACCCUAAACACUCUCACACUGGGGUUUGCAAAUGUCAAAUCGUAUUUGACAGCUGCAACAUUUGACAUUUUGCUGCUGAAGUGGAGACUUUGCUUGUGUGUAUUUGAACCACCACCAUCAUCACCAUCGACGACACUGUGAAAGCAACAACGUUGUGUUUCGGUUUUGUUGCUGUUGCUGUUGCGGUUGUUGUUGUGGUAGUACUAAAAAGCACACUCUUGUACUAAAACUGUAUAGACGUCAUUGGCAUCGCUUUUAAGAUGGGAGCACAAAGAGCAAGAAGAAGCAUCGCGUAAACUACGUUUGUUUGUAAAUAAAACCCGGCUAAAAGGCAAGGUCAAAAUAGUUGCAAACUGUCGUCGAAUCGUCAAUUCGAAGAACUACAUCUACGUCUGCCACGCCUGCACGUGACUUUCUCAAUCACGUCACAGAGCCCCAGCCACCAGCCACCAGCAUCACCAUUCUGCCAUCAAUCCCACUGACAAUGUGGUGGGUGACGUAAAUCUUUGUAAUGUCCCUGCCACCUGUAAUGAUCUUUGUCUAAUUGCUUGUCUGUAACUCGCAUCGUGUAUCCUAAAUAAACCCCAAUCUUCAUUGACUGCACUGCAAGUUGCCCCGGGGGGCCAAGAGCGACAUGGCGGCGAUUCGUUGCAAUUGCACGCUAUGGUCGCACUUUAAAUGGCUCUGCCUUCUGGUAGUGCUCAUACUGCUGUGCCAAAGUGUCCAAGCGAACCCGGAUGCCAAGCGUCUAUAUGAUGAUCUGCUCAGCAACUAUAAUCGUCUGAUACGGCCUGUGAGCAAUAACACCGACACUGUGUUGGUUAAGCUAGGCCUUCGUCUAUCGCAGCUUAUCGACUUGAAUUUAAAGGAUCAAAUCCUAACCACAAACGUUUGGCUAGAGCAUGAAUGGCAGGAUCACAAAUUCAAAUGGGAUCCCUCGGAGUAUGGAGGUGUAACGGAGCUGUAUGUGCCUUCGGAACACAUUUGGCUGCCCGACAUUGUGUUGUAUAACAAUGCUGAUGGCGAAUAUGUGGUUACCACAAUGACCAAAGCCAUUUUACACUAUACUGGCAAAGUGGUCUGGACACCUCCGGCCAUCUUCAAGUCCUCUUGUGAGAUAGAUGUUCGCUACUUUCCGUUUGAUCAGCAAACAUGUUUUAUGAAAUUUGGCUCCUGGACUUACGAUGGUGAUCAGAUCGAUUUGAAGCACAUCAAUCAGAAGAAUGACAAGGACAAUAAGGUGGAAAUCGGCAUUGAUUUGCGUGAAUACUAUCCCAGUGUGGAGUGGGACAUUUUGGGAGUGCCAGCCGAGCGCCAUGAGAAAUACUAUCCUUGCUGUGCCGAACCAUAUCCAGAUAUUUUCUUCAACAUAACACUGCGCCGCAAGACCCUUUUCUACACGGUGAACCUGAUCAUCCCCACUGUGGGCAUAUCGUAUCUGUCGGUUUUGGUCUUCUAUCUGCCCGCCGACUCCGGAGAGAAGAUUGCCUUGUGUAUCAGCAUUUUGCUGUCUCAGACCAUGUUCUUCUUGCUGAUAUCCGAAAUUAUACCGUCAACUUCACUGGCGUUGCCGCUGCUGGGCAAGUACUUGCUCUUCACCAUGUUGCUGGUCGGCCUGAGUGUGGUCAUAACGAUCAUCAUACUCAACAUACACUAUCGCAAGCCGAGCACCCAUCGCAUGGCGCCUUGGGUGCGAUCAUUCUUCAUAAAACGACUGCCCAAACUUCUGUUGAUGAGAGUGCCCAAAGACCUGCUAAGGGAUCUGGCGGCCAACAAGGUCAACUACAACAUGAACUUUAACAAGACGAAAUUCGGCAAGGCCCUCAUGGACGAGAUGAAUAUAAGCUCCGGCGACUCCAGUCCCGAUUCCAUACGACGCAUGCAGGGUCGUGUGGGCAAUGGCUUGCAUAGUGCUUCGGCCACAAAUAGAUUCAGUGGCAUGAUGGGAGUGCUGGGCGGUGGUCUGAGCACCUUAAGCGGCUACAAUGGUUUACCUUCGGUUCUCUCUGGCUUGGACGAUUCCCUGAGUGAUGUUGCGCCCCGCAAAAAAUAUCCCUUCGAAUUGGAAAAAGCCAUUCACAAUGUCAUGUUCAUACAAAACCACAUGCAGCGCCAGGACGAAUUCAAUGCCGAAGACCAAGAUUGGGGCUUUGUUGCCAUGGUUCUCGAUCGUUUAUUUUUAUGGAUUUUCGCCAUAGCCUCCCUGGUUGGUACAUUCAUGAUUUUGGGCGAAGCCCCAUCCCUCUACGAUGACACCAAACCCAUCGAUGUGGAGCUGUCCAUCAUUGCUCAGCAAAUUUACAAUCUUACCGAGAAGAAAUCUUAAAAGCAGCAAAAAGUCUUGCUACGUUAAUACUAAUGAAACCCAUUUCCCCAUCCCUCAACCACAACUUUAACACACACACACACACACAGCCAAAUGUUAACAACAUCGUGUCUCACAUAAUGUUAUAAAAAAAAACAGUAACAUUAGGACAUAGAAAAUUAUGAUAAAUUUUUUAAGUUUAAGCAAAAAUUAAGAAAAAAUUUAAAUAAAUAAAAUAUUUCAAAUUUAACGGAAAGAACUUCUUUAAA
Stomoxys calcitrans (stable fly) is the source of this 2868-nucleotide messenger RNA. It is a transcript of the gene nAChRalpha2, whose product is annotated as acetylcholine receptor subunit alpha-like 2. The record is from RefSeq and is a predicted model, not a curated record. NCBI's taxonomy places the organism in Eukaryota, Metazoa, Arthropoda, Insecta, Diptera, Muscidae. Gene Ontology annotation, biological process: nervous system process; chemical synaptic transmission; monoatomic ion transmembrane transport. The transcript has 7 exons. The coding region runs from base 929 to 2620 and encodes 563 amino acids. Gene Ontology annotation, molecular function: transmembrane signaling receptor activity; acetylcholine-gated monoatomic cation-selective channel activity. Gene Ontology annotation, cellular component: neuron projection; synapse; postsynaptic membrane.